Molecule: messenger RNA, 697 nt
Organism: Mytilus californianus (California mussel)
Lineage: Eukaryota; Metazoa; Mollusca; Bivalvia; Mytilida; Mytilidae
Product: temptin-like
Exons: 3
Coding region: 173-583 (136 amino acids)
Source: RefSeq, a predicted model, not a curated record
AUAAGUCAGAACUAAGGUUAUUGAAAUAAAGCUAAAGGUCAAACGAUCUAAUAAUAAUCUACUUUUAUAGACUCCGUCAUAUAGACCGUGUGUCAUACUCGAUAUAAAGUUUUCAUUGCGCUGGUUCUUUGUAUAUAUAUCAGAGGCUUUGAAUAAGUUUGUACACUUCAAAAUGUUGAGAAAAAUAUCCUUGUUGAUGUUAUUUACUAUCGUAUGGAGUUAUCAAAAGUUUCAAAUGCUAAUACCAAAUGGAGAUGCAGUUCCAAAUCCCUGCAAUGGUCAGUCUGGAAUAUGGGGCGGUGUCGGACAUAAUGUAGCACCAGGAGGCGGACCUAACAACCAAUUUGGACUGGAUUUUAAUUCUUCCGGUAAAGUAUGGACUCCCGAAUUCUGCCAGAAAGAUUCUGACCAGGAUGGGAAAUCCAAUGGAUUCGAGCUUGGUGAUGCAGAUUGUAAAUGGACACCUGGAGGAACUCCCGAAGGAACUGCCACAGGACAUCCGGGUAUAUGCGAGCCAAUGAAUAGUUCAAAGUGCCAGCAAGUAAAUAAAAAUAUAACCUGCUCACCGAACAAUCACACAUAACCACUCAGGAUCCUACGGUAGAGAUAUUGCUUUGUUUCCGGUUUAUCAUUGUGCAAGACGAUCACUAAAUCAUGUAGCUGGUUUUGUCGAAAAUAAAUUGUAUUUUAAAUAUUA